Molecule: messenger RNA, 852 nt
Organism: Copidosoma floridanum
Lineage: Eukaryota; Metazoa; Arthropoda; Insecta; Hymenoptera; Encyrtidae
Product: venom allergen 3-like
Cellular component (GO): extracellular region
Source: RefSeq, a predicted model, not a curated record
UCACCUGAAAAUGGGAAACAAGAGCCUAGUCCUUUUGGUCGCGUCUAUAGCGCUCGUUGAUUUCGUUUGCGGUCAGAGCUACUGUGACAUAUCGUCAUGUGGGAACAAUAAACGAGCCCAUACUUUAUGCCGCUUCAACCCGAACGUGGUGUCAAAAAAAUGCACCGAUAAAGGAGACUACGGGGGCGGUCUCUCACAAGCGGAAAAAGACGUCCUUCUUAAUAAGCACAAUGAGUUGCGUGAUUAUGUCGCACAGGGCAGUGAAAGAAGAGGAGCACCGGGACCCCAGCCGGCUGCCAAAAACAUGCAAAGAAUGGUAUGGGACAACGAAUUAGAGAAGAUAGCGCAAACGUGGGCGAAUCAGUGCUCAUUUGAACACGACACGUGCCGUAAUGUUGGUCGUUUCUCAGUUGGCCAAAAUAUAUACCAGGCCGGGACGUCCGGUGAUCCCCGAUCCAUAAACGUUGUGCAAGCGGUAGACUCGUGGUACAAGGAAGUCAUGUAUUUCGACAGGAAUGAUGUUCGUCAGUUCAGAGAUGUAAAUUCAAGAAAUGGAAAAGUAAUAGGUCAUUACACGCAAGUAGUAUGGGCUGACAGUAAUAGGCUGGGCUGUGGCUCCAGAAACUACAACGAUGGAAAGUGGAAAUGGAAGUACAUCGUUUGCAAUUACGGACCGACUGGGAACUGGAUUCGACAAUCGGUUUAUCAGCCGCGUUGAAGGUCCCUUUAAUUCUAUCAAUAAAUAUUUUGGUAAAAAAUAGUUUACCUUUUUUUCUUGUUAAUAAAGAAAAAAAUUUAAUUCAUCUACUAAUGUAAAAUAUGACAUGAAUAAAAAGUUUGAGCAGCCAAGCA